AUAUUCCCACGGCUGUUGUUGCCUGCUUAGCUUUCGAUCGUUAUGGUUAGUUUAUCUAUAAUAGCGACUAUAAUAUCUAUAAUAGCGACUGCUAUUGCUGGUUGUAACGUAGGCCUAAGGCCUAGGCCGAUAGGCUAGCCUACAACUAAUUUAUUUGCACCUGAACAGUCCAGCAACAGACGUCGAAGAAUCUCAACAUGCGUCACAGUUAUGAGGUCACAAUAGCGUUCCUGUCACCCUGGGCGAAAACUAUUUCAGUUGUUGAAACUUCUCAGAAAGAAACACACUUACUUUUCAGUAGAUCCUUUUCGAUUUUCUAAAAUCAAAUUUUGCAUAACCAUCUUUGACACGGUUUUGUAAGGCGUUUAUUUCAGUUCAUUGUCAUCACCAAGUUGGAAGUGUAGGCUGGCUACUGUCUGUGAAAAUAUUCGCUUUCAGUUCAAUGGAUUCCCAAAGUCUUAAAGGAGAGCUGGAUAAAAUCCGAGCUCAAAACCAGGAGAUAAUUAACAUAAUGCGGCAGCACCUGAAGAAACAGAUGCCGAACAACUACACCUCUUCUCAGCAUCAGCUGUUUCAUCCUCAUCAUCAUCCUCAUGUUGAGCCUGUGUUGCAGCCAGAACACAAUCCCACAAUGCUCUGCGGUUCACUGCAGCCGCUCAGAGCCUGUGUAGCGCCUGGCCAGCGCAAGCUGUUGCCCCCUAUCAGCCCUGCACCCCCCCAGCAGCAGCGGUCCAGCGCCUCAUUCCCCUCCUUGCCCGCGAUCGCCAAGGUCCAAGACCCGGUCCUGAUGCAGCUGUUGGUAGGUGACAGAUUCCCCUCUGCAGCUCCCAAACGAGGUGCCCUACGAUCCCUAGGCAGGAAGAAGUUGACAGGCCUUGAUCGCGCUCACCCUCUGAAGCCGCUCCAUCAUGACAGAGCCCCGAGUGGCGUGGCUACUGGCAGCAUGGCACCUGCUCCACCUGAGGAAACAGGAGAAAGCCAGAACAAGCCAAAGAAGAUCAAGGCCAGGCGCUGUGCCAGAGCUGUCCAGCAUGACCGAAACCAUGACAGCGAUGGUCAAGCUGAAGCCCAGGACGUGGGGUGCAUGCAGGAGCCCCUUAGAGUCACUGAGGAGGUCAGACUCACUGAUCUCCGUUGCAACAGUGUCCUCAAACACGUCUCAGAUGGCAGAGGCAGCUCCACUCCACCUAUUGCCUCUGCUGUCCCUGCCCCCCCAGAGACAGCUAAACCCCAGGCAACCUGUCAGAGACAGUUCAUCAGCAGACUGCCCCGCUUCAAGAAAACAACAUCACUCAGUGUGGCCACUGCUGUGACAGAGCAAAAGCCCAUGGAGUCUCUGGCAGGGAAGGAGGAAGUGAGGGAGCAGGUGAAGAAGAAGAGAGUGAUAGUGGAGAAGCAGACAAGCAGCACCCAGCAGACCAGGGAGCUCCCAGAGCUGGCCAAACUGCCCCCUGUGUCCUGCCCUGAGCAGGCCAUCCUGCAGGCCUUCAGGCUGCUCAGAGACGACGACUGGGAGCAGAAGAUCGAGGCCCUGACCUCCAUCAGGUCUCUGUCCCAGCACCACGCUGAGGUGCUGCUGCCCAGGCUGCAUGAUGUGUGUCUGGCCGUCUACCGCGAGGUGAAGAACCUGCGCUCAAUGGUGUCCCGAGUUGCCAUGGUGACGCUGGCCCACCUGCACGCUCACCUGGGGCGAGCUAUGGACGCAGAGGCCGAGGGCACAGCCCAGACGCUGCUGCCUAAAGCUGGAGAGGCCAGCGGCUUCAUCAGGGAGGACAUGGAGCUGGCACUGGGGUACAUGGUGCUCAACGUCACCCCCUCUCGCAGCAUGAACGCCUUCAUCAACACAGGACUCAGGCACCGUAAUGCGGCCGUAAGGAAGACCACUGCUCAGUUCCUGGAGAGACUGGCAGAGGUCAUGGGGGCAUCCCGCGUCCUGUCAGGGAAAAAGGACUUGACUGACCGGUUUAUCCAUUCCAUCAGCUGCCUGGCCAUUGACAGUGCACAGGAAGUCAGGACCCAUGCCCGUAACACCCUGGCAUUCCUGGCUUCACAUCCUAACCUUAUCAAGAUGGUGGACAGGUUCGCCCCUCAGAGAGACCAAGUCACUGUCAAGGACGUUAUCAACAAAUGCCAGAAAAGAAAUUUGCAUUAAAGUAAACAUCCAAGUCAGAAGACUGCAACAAUUGAUUUUAGAUUACAAACAAAUCUUCAAAUGUGGCAUAUGAGGUGCUGAGACCAGGCCUAUGAAAAGCAAAAAGCGCCCAGAUUUAAAUGUGGCCAUAAUCUCCAUCUCGCCGCCGAUCCAAAGAAAGAAGGAAUUUUGGCAGCUGCAAAGGAUCGCCUCCACCAAUACCAAGCUCCUUCUGCCCCAACUAUUUCACUCUCAAGACACCCCACCUCCCGCCACACACACACACACAGACACAGUACUACAGUAUUCCAUCAUCCUUUGUCCUACAAAUUAAAAAUAAAGG
Messenger RNA from Alosa sapidissima (American shad), 2474 nucleotides. RefSeq lists its product as uncharacterized. The coding region runs from base 443 to 2152 and encodes 569 amino acids. The transcript has 8 exons. Gene Ontology annotation, biological process: microtubule cytoskeleton organization. The record is from RefSeq and is a predicted model, not a curated record. Gene Ontology annotation, molecular function: microtubule binding. NCBI's taxonomy places the organism in Eukaryota, Metazoa, Chordata, Actinopteri, Clupeiformes, Clupeidae. Gene Ontology annotation, cellular component: cytoplasmic microtubule; cilium.